This is a messenger RNA of Rubroshorea leprosula, 1162 nucleotides long. The record is from the annotation of a GenBank genome assembly. NCBI's taxonomy places the organism in Eukaryota, Viridiplantae, Streptophyta, Magnoliopsida, Malvales, Dipterocarpaceae.
CUUUCCAUCGCCUCUCGUUCCCUUCUCUGCAGACUCUCUGAUUUCAAUUCACUUCCUUGCUGUGUCUGGUUUUCUAAUCUGGAACGCGGGAAAUCAAUAAUUGCCGGCGAUUGAGGGGAGGCUGGCCGGAAAGCUCCAUAAUCAGCCCUAUAUUUUGCGGAGACGAAAGGAAAUUGCAAAACUCUAUUUGGACAGUACCAUUUCGUGAAAUUCCGGUAGUAAAAUGACGACCCAAGCUGCUUCCACUUUCAAUGGCAACUUAAAGAAAGCAGUUGCUGGUCUGAGGCGUAUCAAUCUAGAAGGUUUGCGAUGGAGAGUGUUUGAUGCCAAGGGGCAGGUGCUUGGAAGAUUAGCAUCUCAAAUUGCAACAGUGGUCCAAGGUAAAGAUAAGCCCACAUACACCCCAAAUCGUGAUGAUGGGGAUAUGUGUGUCGUGAUUAAUGCCAAGGAUAUAUGCGUUACUGGGAGAAAACUUACUGAUAAGUUCUACCGCUGGCAUACUGGAUAUGUGGGAAACCUUAAGGAAAGGAGUUUAAAGGACCAGAUGGCUAAGGAUCCUACGGAAGUCAUUCGGAAAGCUGUCCUGCGCAUGCUUCCAAGAAACAAAUUGCGUGAUGAUAGAGAUCGCAAGUUGAGGAUAUUUGCUGACAGUGAGCACCCCUUCGGUGACCGGCCCCUGGAGCCAUAUAUAAUGCCUCCCCGAAGUGUACGAGAAAUGCGCCCGCGUGCAAGAAGAGCCAUGAUUCGAGCUCAAAAGAAAGCUGAGCAGCAAGAGAAUGGCGGUAAUGAAUCAAGAAGAGGAAGAAAGAGAAAGAAUGAAGUGAACACAGAAUUGGCAGCAUGAAAAUUUCUCGCUCUCCUUUUGCUCCCCAUGUAGCUGGCGUCUCUUCUCAAUUCUACACCCAACCACCAUGGAGGUGCCGUGUGCGCAUAGACUAGUCUGAAUAAUGUCUUGCUCUCCAGUUUUUGGAGUCCUUUCUAGGUUAAACAUCUUUAUUUGUCGUUUUUCUUCAGAGAUGCUAAGUUUUGAAAGAUGAAAUAUGCUGCGUUUUUUGGGUGCUGGUGUGGCAAACUCUUUCUUAGAUAAAACGGUUAACUGCUAUUUUGGUUCGUUCUUCUGAUGAAAACCAUGAAGAGAAAUGAUGGAGCAUUUGGUUAUUAC